Molecule: messenger RNA, 1244 nt
Organism: Microplitis mediator
Lineage: Eukaryota; Metazoa; Arthropoda; Insecta; Hymenoptera; Braconidae
Exons: 3
Coding region: 508-1167 (219 amino acids)
Source: RefSeq, a predicted model, not a curated record
AUUUAUUUGAAAUUCAUUUUACGAAAUUUAAUGAGAUUGCGGUAACUAUUUGAAUUAUAAUUGAAUAGUUUCCUCAAUGAAAUAUUUCGUUGCUGUAAUAUUUUAGUGGAAUAUAAGAAAAUAUUGACAGUUCAAAUAGAUGUUUGGAGGUCGAUAUCCAACAAAAGAAUGAAAAAAUAAUGUCGCAGCCUGAAUGCCCGGUCUGUUAUUUAUCGAUUUAACGAUUAUGAUAACAUAUAAAUUUGAGAAAUAUUUGUAAUUGUGAAACAAGUUAUUUAAUGAUUUUAAUUUACACAUACACAUCUUGAUGCAUUAUUAACAAGACGGCGAUGAUAAAUUGCCAAAUAAUAUUUAUUCAAGUGGUGCGUCCACUGUAAGUAGAGAUAUAUUAAAUUAAUAAACUGAUAAUUCAUAGAAGUUGAAUAUAAAGUGCGUAGCGAUCGAUGUUUCGGUACACUGUCUUCAAGUGAUUUUGCUGAGCUUCACUCUGCUAACGAUUCCAACAAAAUGAUUAGCUAUAAAUUUAUAUAUUUAAUUCUCUUGGUCUGCACUGCGAGUCAGGUUUUACCAAAACCUUUAACGGAAACUGGUGGAGGUGUUGGUACUGGUGGAGAUACUGGUACUGGUGGUGGUGUGGGUACUGGUGGAGGUGUUGGAACUGGUGGAGAUACUGGUACUGGUGGUGGUGUGGGUACUGGUGGAGGUGUUGGUACUGGUAGAGGUACUGGUACUGGUGGUGGUGUGGGUACUGGUGGAGGUUCUGGUACUGGAGGUGGUAUGUCACCAGGAGCAGGCAUGAUGCCUGGAGGUGGUAUGGCACCAGGAGGUGGUAUGGCACCAGGAGGUGGUAUGGCACCAGGAGGUGGUAUGGCACCAGGAGGUGGUAUGGCACCAGGAGGUGGUAUAUUACCAGGAGCAGGCAUGAUGCCUGGAGGUGGUAUGGCACCAGGAGGUGGUAUGGCACCAGGAGGUGGUAUGAAACCAGGAAGUGGUGCAAUACCUACAGGAGGUGGAGCUGUCGGCGGGGGUGUAGUCGGUGCUGGAGGAGGUGGAAUCGACAAAACUCAGUCUAUCGCCGAACAUAUCUUCGAAAUCGCUGAUUACCUCCUCGGCUGCGACGAUGACGACGACGACGACGAUGAUGAUGACUAUUACUACUGGUGGUAACCCGUCAAGACUUUUCAAGCUAAACAAUAUUUAUAUUUAUCCAGCAGUCGAGUAAUUCAUUAUCGUUAUUUUUAUAA